UCCAGUUGACCUCCCAGGCAGCAGCAUUGACCCCGGAAGUGUUUGGUGAACGGUUAAAAGCCAGUUGACGUCGCUAGCUAGCGUUAGCUCCUGUUAGCCGGUUCAGUCAUUGUGCAGGAUGGAGGUGACACGCAGAAACUAUAAAGACAGCUUAAACACGGUGUACAGCGCCAUAGAGGAGGCGGACUUCCUCGCCAUCGAUGGAGAGUUUUCAGGGAUAAGCGAUGGUCCUAAUGUGAGUGCACUCACCAACGGGCUGGACACACCAGAGGAGAGAUACACCAAGCUUAAAAAGCACUCCAUGGACUUUCUGCUGUUCCAGUUUGGAUUAUGUACAUUCAAGUACGACCAGACAAAGUCAAAAUAUAUCACAAAGCCUUUUAAUUUUUAUAUAUUCCCCAAACCGUUCAACAGGACGUCCCCUGACCUAAAGUUCAUCUGUCAAAGUUCCAGUAUUGAUUUCUUGGCCAGUCAGGGAUUUGACUUCAACAAGGUGUUCUGUCAUGGAAUCCCAUACCUAAACCAAGAAGAGGAAGCCCAGCUGAGGGAGCAGACGGAGGAGCGGAGAAAUCAACAUGCUAACGGUGUCGGGACGCCAUCCUUCAUCUCCCCAUCCUCCAAAGGCCCUGCACACGUACCUGAGGAACACAAAGACUUCAUCAACAGGGUGAUAGGGAAGGUUGAAGCCCUCUUCACUAACUCUGAGAAGACAAUUGACUUGGAUCCAUGUACCGGGUUUCAGAGAAAGCUGAUAUACCAGACACUGAACUGGAAGUUUCCCAAGGGGCUUCAUGUGGAAACUGUGGAAACAGAAAAGAAGGAGCGAUUCAUCCAGAUCAGCAGAGUAGAUGACGAGGAGAGGAAGAGGAGGGAGCAGCAGAAACAGGAGAGAGAGCAGGAGGAGCUAAAUGAUGCUGUUGGCUUCUCCAGAGUCAUCCACGCCAUCUCUAAAUCUGGUAAACUCGUGGUUGGCCACAACAUGCUGUUGGAUGUGAUGCACACCAUUCACCAGUUCUACUGCCCUCUGCCAGAGGAUCUUCAAGACUUCAAAGAGGUCACAAUGUGUGUCUUCCCAAGAAUUCUGGACACAAAGUUGAUGGCCACCACUCAGCCUUUUAAGGAGCUGAUCAAUAACACGUCUCUGGCCGAGUUGGAGAAGCAGGUGAAGGAGAGCCCCUUCAAGUCACCACAAGUUGAAACGGCAGAGGGGUUCCACAGUUAUGACACAGCCCAGGAGCAGCUCCACGAGGCCGGGUACGAUGCCUACAUCACUGGCCUCUGUUUCGUCUCGAUGGCCAACUACCUGGGCUCUUUCUUGACUCCACCUAAAGCGUACAUCUCUGCUCACUCCAAACUAGUUGAGCCUUUCUUCAACAAGCUUUUCCUGAUGAGGAUAAUAGAUAUUCCCUACCUCAACAUCACAGGACCAGAUUUGCAACCUAAAAGAGACCAUGUCCUGUAUGUCACCUUCCCAAAAGAAUGGAAGACCAGUGACCUCUACCAGCUCUUUAGUGCCUUUGGAAACAUCCAGGUUUCCUGGAUCGACGACAUGUCAGCAUUUGUGUCACUAAGUCAGACGGACCAGGUACAGAUAGCUAUGAACACCAGCCGCUAUGCAGAGAGCUACAGGAUCCAGACGUAUGCAGAGUACAUCCAGGGUAAGCAGCAGGACAAGGAGAAGCUCGGCCCAACGCCCAAAUCUUGGGGAGAGGACGGCUGGGUGAAACCUCCCUACACCUCCGCUUCUUCUGUUAGUUUUGGAUAUCACAGGGGUUUGAGGAAACGCAGCAUCAGUCCCGUUCUCGGAGAGCAGGGGAUCGGAGACAAUCAAGUUACAGACGGCUGGAGCCACUACUCGUACCCGGAUGGCACCGGCAGCAAGAAGAUGAAAACUGAUGACAAAAGUGGACACGCAAAUGCAGAAGCUAUCGAGAGCAAGACCUCAGAAGGAUGGCUAAAGACGGCAGAUGCAUCAGAUUCAGCGGGGUCGAGUCCAGUCCCGGGUGAUAAGGAGGAGGAAAGUCCUGCAGGCAAUGAUGCUGAGGGGACGGUCACCUGGCAACAAGCUCCGACGGUCCCCGGGAGGAAAGGUCAAAAGAGCAAGAAAAAGAAGUCUGAAGGGGCUGAAUCUGCAACAUCGCUGUUUGAGGUGCCAGAAGUCUGGUAGCGAGAGGUGAGGAGUGGAGAGGCCACUGUCCCACAAUGAGCUCCUGCUUAAGAGUCUCUUCCUAAGCACUUGGGUCGCUCUCCUGUAAGGUUGUACAUCACUGGGAGUGGUGCACGCCCUAAAUUCAUUCGUUCACUCAGCAGCUGUGGAAUCCGUGUCCAAAGCUACCAGCCAAGCCUCUUGACUGAACUAUUGAAAGAGAGAACACAAGCCAUAACGACAGCUGCCAUAUUUUGAUCUUAUAUCAGAGGAGCAGGCAACUCUUUUGGGUAAACACACACACACACACACACACACACACACACGCUCUUCACUAGAAUCUUAAAAUCUUUAACUCCAGAAAUGUUGAUUUAUUCUGUGUUCAGACUGGAAUCUGCCACCACAGUCAUGCCGUCACAUUGAAAUGAUUUUAAAUGGCCCCGUCACCUCCAAACAGUCUUAUAUUUUGUGAGCGAGUUUGUGCAUGUGAGGGAGAUGUACAUUUUCUCCUGUCUCUGUAUCCCUGUGAAUCCGUUUUCAUAAAAUACCACCGGACAGGUUCUGUAGUUUACAACGUCUGGGUUAUUUAGUUAUUUUUAAUGCAGUCAAAUAUUUUUUUUUUUUUUCCAUUUUAAAACAAGUUCUAUCAACUUCCCCAGUUUUAUCAAAACUAUAUAAGCUUAUCAAUGAUAAUGUGAUGUUUAUUAUUGGUGGCAUUCUGAUCCUUUAUGAGAGGUGCUUGUUUUCGUUUUGUACAGUUGUUUUUCUUUACCUUUUUUUGUGUUUAAUGUUUUGUAACUGUGUCAAUCUGCAACAUUGUCAAAGUAUGUUUUAAUGCAAAAGGUGUAAACGUUAAGAAGACGUAUACAUUUUUGUAUAAGAUAAAGUUUAAAAAUACUGAAAAUAUUUCCUUGGAAAGGGAAAAAAAUUAAAGAAUGUUUCUUAGUA
Molecule: messenger RNA, 3094 nt
Organism: Sebastes umbrosus (honeycomb rockfish)
Lineage: Eukaryota; Metazoa; Chordata; Actinopteri; Perciformes; Sebastidae
Gene: parn
Product: poly(A)-specific ribonuclease (deadenylation nuclease)
Exons: 26
Coding region: 119-2167 (682 amino acids)
Biological process (GO): nuclear-transcribed mRNA poly(A) tail shortening
Cellular component (GO): nucleus; cytoplasm
Molecular function (GO): RNA binding; metal ion binding; poly(A)-specific ribonuclease activity
Source: RefSeq, a predicted model, not a curated record